ACACAUGUUCAAUACUUCCUGUUCUAAAAAUAUAACGUAAACAAAUUUAAACAUGUACAAGGCUUUAAUAUUAUAAGUUAUACAAAGUGAAAAUGGCUUUAUAUCUAAUUUUAAGUUUUGCAAUACUGACAUUAUGUGUAAGUGGAGAUUUUUUUAUCUAACCUCGAUAAAUUAGACAUUGAUACUAAACUCAGGGAAAUAGAUAAGGCAAUUAAUGCUAUUGAUAGAGGUGACGAGUCUGUGAUAGACAAUGUUAAAGCCAAGAAACAAAAACCUAAGAUGGAGGAAGAUGACCCGGCCGACUUGGGUUCCGCAGUGGAGAUGCUGGCAGGCAUGUUUGGUGGCGGAGAAUGCACAUACAAGUGUAAAAAUGGAAAUAAACCAGUGGCAAAGGCGGAGCAUGUACCUACAUCGGAUGGGUGUGGCUCGAGUGGUAUAAAGAUCGAUACGGAUGACAUACCAGGGGCUGAGGACUGUUGUCACGAGCACGAUUACUGUUACGACACGUGCAAUUCAGACCGUGCCAAGUGCGAUAAAGAGUUCAAAACAUGCUUACAUGAUACAUGCAAUAAACUGAAAACGUCCAAAAGUAAAAAGAAAAUUUCAUAUAAAGAUUGUAAAGGGACGGCAGAUAUAAUGUACAGCGGUACUCUAGCUUUAGGAUGUGAUCCCUUCCUCAAGGCACAGGAGAAGGCUUGUCACUGCAGGAAUACUCCUAAGAGUGGAAAUGACAAGAAAUUAAACCAGAAAAAUGAUGCUAAAAAGAAAUCGGCACCGGACAGCGCAAAGAGCGAUAAAAAGAUUAGGAAUUCACAGGGACGGCGCAGUGAUGAGUUGUAGCCCUUCCAUUACUUCGUUAUCGUGAAAGGUUAUAUUUAAUAUUGGUAGAAACCCAUGCCGAAUGUUGAUUCAAUGUGAAAGAUACUUGAUGCGCCAAUAAGUCAAACGUCACUGAAAAAAAUAAAUUUUAAAUAAAGACUUCAUUAAAAUUUUAUAGAUACCAAAAAAGAAUUGAACACGAGUCGCUUUAAUAUCUGUCUAUUCGUCAAAAUUUAAGAUGCUGUGAACAAGGUUUUACCGUGAAUUCCAUAUCGAAAGAACGUUACCAUGCGAUCAUGCGAUGGUAAUACUGUAUAUGUAAGCGAGAAACAGCUGUAUGUGUCACCAGGUGACAGUAAAGAUAACUUAAAUAUAUUUCCAAAAACUUACAUUUUAUUUUCUUUUGAAACUAUUCCAACUGUUAACCUUUGAUUUAAAUCUCAAAUCUGUUUUUCAGUUUUACAACGAAUUUUCUGUGACCAGAUGCAUUUACGUUAGGAAAUCCGUGUGUGUAUUUGUGAUAUGUACUUUAGUUUUAUUUUUAAAUGCUGCUUUAUUUUUACAGUUAUUUGUCUUUUUAUUUUAAUAAAGGGAUGAUAUUUGAA
Mercenaria mercenaria is the source of this 1424-nucleotide messenger RNA. Its product is annotated as group XIIA secretory phospholipase A2-like. The coding region runs from base 280 to 840 and encodes 186 amino acids. Gene Ontology annotation, molecular function: calcium ion binding; A2-type glycerophospholipase activity. Gene Ontology annotation, cellular component: extracellular region. The record is from RefSeq and is a predicted model, not a curated record. Lineage: Eukaryota; Metazoa; Mollusca; Bivalvia; Venerida; Veneridae. Gene Ontology annotation, biological process: lipid catabolic process; phospholipid metabolic process; arachidonate secretion. The transcript is spliced from 4 exons.